CAGGCAGGAGGGAUUGUUCCUCCGGCAGGAGGGAUUGUUCCUCCGGCAGGAGGGACCGCUCCUCCGGCAGGAGGGAUUACUCCUCCGGCAGGAGGGAUUGCUGCCCCGGCAGGAGGGAUUGCUGCUCCGGCAGGAGGGAUUACUCCUCUGGCAGGAUCAGGUUGCAGCCCUCCCUGCCUUUGGAGCUUUACACCACACCCCUGCAACGUGAAUUAGGAGGGGAGGAUCAUAUUCAGCUCUGAUUCAGGAAUUCCCUCUUUCUUCAAGAACUGUUGCUAGGAGUUUGAGAAGAUGAAGGGAAGAAAGAGGGGACAUUCCUUAUCUUCACCCUUUAUCUUGCUGUUCUUCUGUAUCGCCGGGCACGCAACUGAUGAGUUGGAUGGCAGCGAAGAAGAGCAUGUUGUGGGUGCUGCUUUGCCACCACUGAAGCUUGUGCAUUCAUUCUGUGCCAUGAAAGCAGAUGAUGGUCCAUGCAAAGCCAUCCACAUCCGCUAUUUCUUCAAUAUUAAAAGCCGCAAGUGUGAAGUAUUUGAAUAUGGUGGAUGCCAUGGCAAUGAGAACAACUUCCUAACGCUGGAAGAAUGCCAGGAGAAGUGUGUGGUAACAGAACUGUCUCAGAAGAUGCCGUUAGCAAAAAUUAAGAAAGCAUUGUUUCUAGGAAAGCCUGACUUCUGCUUACACCCCCAAGAGCCGGGGGUCUGCCGAGGAUAUUUUACCAGGUAUUUCUACAACAAAGAGACAAAAUUGUGUGAAGCAUUCAAGUAUGGUGGGUGCCUAGGAAACCAGAACAACUUCAGGAGUUUGGAGGAGUGUCAGAACACCUGCCAAGACAAUUCAAAUUUAUUACCAACUGUUACAGCUGAAGAGCACUCCAACACUCUGAACAGCAGUUCCCCAGCUGAAGAGCAUCCCAACACUCUGAACAGCAGUUCCUCAGCUGAAGAGCAUUCCAAUACUCUGAACAGCAGUUCCCCAGCUGAAGAGCAUCCCAACACUCUGAACAUCAGCUCCCCAGCAGAAGAUCCCAGCCAGUCUCCUGGGAUUUUUGGUAAUUUGUUGCCAACUGCUCCAAAUGAGAAGUCCAACACCCUGAACAGUAGUUCCCCGAAGGAGGAGCCCAACCAGUUCCCAUAUUUUUUUGAACCACCUCCUAUCCCUUCUUUGUGCAUGACCCCUAUGGACAGAGGACUUUGCAGGGCCAAAGAGUUAAGAUUUUUCUACAACUACUCCACUGGAAGGUGUCGCCCAUUUAGCUACAGCGGUUGUGGUGGGAAUGAGAAUAAUUUCAUCUCCAGAAAGUCCUGUUUGAGGAUCUGCAAGAAAGGAUUCAAUAAGAAAAAAGGUGAAAAAAAAUUAAUAAAAAUCAAGAAAAAAAGAAAGAAACAGCCAGUAAAGGCUCUCGGCAUGGAAAUCAUUCCUGAAAGAAUGCAACUUUGAUUUUUAUGGAAAUGUGAAGUAAACUACUCUUCUUCUAAACUAUUCUUCACCUGUGAAUGAAAACCCUAAGUGUACACCAUUGAAAUAUAUUUACUGUACUGAUUAUUUUGAUUAUAUGUUACUAAGCUGCUUAUAUUUUUUAUUAUGUAUUCCUCAAUCACGUUAAUAAACAUUACCUUUUACUUUGCUAAA
This is a messenger RNA of Cyanistes caeruleus (blue tit), 1629 nucleotides long. It is a transcript of the gene TFPI, whose product is annotated as tissue factor pathway inhibitor. Gene Ontology annotation, cellular component: extracellular region. Gene Ontology annotation, molecular function: serine-type endopeptidase inhibitor activity. Lineage: Eukaryota; Metazoa; Chordata; Aves; Passeriformes; Paridae. The record is from RefSeq and is a predicted model, not a curated record. Gene Ontology annotation, biological process: negative regulation of peptidase activity.